This is a messenger RNA of Stereum hirsutum FP-91666 SS1, 291 nucleotides long. RefSeq names its product U6 snRNA-associated Sm-like protein LSm2. NCBI's taxonomy places the organism in Eukaryota, Fungi, Basidiomycota, Agaricomycetes, Russulales, Stereaceae. The record is from RefSeq and is a predicted model, not a curated record. Gene Ontology annotation, biological process: mRNA splicing, via spliceosome. Gene Ontology annotation, molecular function: RNA binding. Gene Ontology annotation, cellular component: precatalytic spliceosome; Lsm1-7-Pat1 complex; U4/U6 x U5 tri-snRNP complex. The transcript has 5 exons. Bases 1 to 291 code for a protein of 96 amino acids.
AUGCUCAUCUUCUCCGUAUUCAAGACGCUCACGGACCAACGCGUCACCGUCGAGCUCAAAAAUGAUCUUUCUAUCACUGGAACGCUCAAGUCUGUGGACCAGUUCUUGAACAUCAGGUUGGACCAGAUCGAGGUGAUGGAUCCGGCGCGACACCCACACAUGAUGGCGGUAAAGAACUGCUUUAUUCGUGGGUCUGUGGUGCGGUAUGUUCAGCUGCCAUCAGAGCACGUCGACACGCAGUUAUUGGAGGACGCCACACGACGAGAAUCCGCCAACCAGGCCAAACGAUGA